UUAUUUCUUGAUGAGGGAAGCACACCAGGAGGACGCGCACGCAGUCAUAAACAAACAUUUGGGCACCAGUCGUGUGUCCUGCCCCGUUCUUGCUUCUGGGGACCAGGGGUGUACUUGACCGACACGUGCGGCUGUCUCAAGGGAGAGGGAAAGCAAGUGUACGUCCUUCGGAGCGUGCCCUGACUCUCCUCAAGGGUGCUGAGAACUUCGACCGGGGAGACAGGAGUCGCUUCUGACCGGCUUUCCUCGUCAGGUGGCCCGGAUGGAUUCGCUGGGAAAGACGACGAGCAGCAGUGAGCAGAAAUCCAGCAGGAAGUUUUUGAAAAGCCUCAUCCAGAAACAGCCGCAGGAGCUGCUCCUGGUGAUGGGGACCGGCGUCAGUGCAGCGGUGGCCCCGGGCAUCCCCGCCCUCCGCUCCUGGAGGAGCUGCCUGGAGGCCGUCCUGGAGGCGGCGGAGCAGCUGGAGGUGCUGCACCCCGGGGACGUGGCUCGCUUCCGCAGGAAGGUGAUGAAGGACCGGGACCUGCUGGUUGUGGCCCACGACCUGAUCCGGAAGAUGUCCCCUCGGACGGGCGACACCAAGCCCAACUUCUUCCAGGACUGCCUGAUGGAGGUCUUCGACGACCUGGAGCGGCACAUCCAGAACCCGCUGGUGCUGCAGGCCGUGCUCGGCCUGAUGGAGAGGGGCACGCUGGUGCUGACCACCAACUACGACAACCUGCUGGAGCUCUUCGGGCAGCAGCAGAACAAGCCCAUGGAGUCCCUGGAUUUGAAGGACAAGACCAAGGUCCUUCAGUGGGCAAGAGGCCACGUGAAGUACGGAGUCCUCCACAUCCACGGCUUGUACACGGACCCCUGUGGGAUGGUGCUGGACCCCUCGGGGUACAAGGACGUCACUCAGGACCCGGAAGUGAUGGAGGUGCUCCAGAACCUGUACCGCACCAAGUCCUUCCUGUUCGUGGGCUGCGGGGAGACGCUGCGGGACCAGAUAUUCCAGGCGCUCUUCCUGUACUCGGUGCCGAACAAGGUGGACCUGGAGCACUACAUGGUCGUGCUCAAGGAGGGCGAGGACCAGUUCUUCAAGCACCAGGCCGACAUGCUGCUGCACGGGAUCAAGGUCGUGUCCUACGGCGCCAGCUUUGACCACUUCCCGGGCUACGUGCAAGACCUGGCCUCGCGGAUCUGCAGACGGCGGAGUCCAGACGCUGACCGAGUGGACAGCACCACGCUGCUGGGGAGUGCAUGUCAGGGCUGCGCAAAGAGGAAGCUGGAAGAGAACGGAACCGAAGUUCCGAAACAGCUCCGACAAUCAGAUGAUGCUGGAGCAUCUUGAAAUUUUUAAAACCAGUAAAACCUGUGACUUGAAGGCCAGCCUUCGGUAACCGCAGCGCCGCACCCGAACUCCACACAGAUCUCUCGCUUCUAAACUGUCAUGCUCCCCGAGAGGGCCCUGCGGGGGUGUGGCCCGAGGAGGCUGGGUGACAGUCCCCCGUGUGUGUCUAACUGCCGGGGGGGUGAAGCGCACACUCCAGGUGCCCUUUGUGAGGGCUGGUGGACAACUACCUCAGGGGCCCGAUCGGCAGGAAGGACGGUGCCCGGUAUCCUGGGCUCCCACUCGACACCCCCCUUUUUGUCAAAGUGGGUUUUCUAAUAAAAGGGAGAGAGUGAAGACUGUCCAAGCAACAGUAGUUGCCAAAGAGAAAAUAAAAACCUAAACUCUUAAAUUUUAUAAUUUUUAUGCAGAAACUCUAUUACUAUAGAAAAAACUUUUCAGGUGUGUUUGUUAUAUUGUAAUAUAGUAAGAAUAUUCCAGGCAUGGACUCUCCCAGUGAGAGUGGUAUGACUUUUAAAAGAGUGACUAGACCAAUAGGGCUUCUUUGGAAUUCCACAAUCUUAGUAACUUCAGUUCCAAAGAAGGACAAGUCUAACUACCGCCAGAAGCGAAGUCACGGAGAAACAGGGAGGACCUUUUCCCAAGUGCAGUUCCGUGCUCUGCAGGUCCGUUUUGCAGCUGGUAUCUGAGAAGUUACAAGUGGAGCACAGACCCGGUUUUUAACUUUUAGUUGAGUAUAAACUCCAAGCUUCCCACGUCCAUCCGAGGCUCUCGGUGCACAUCUCCUGACAUCCCCUCCCACGGCCCCGUGAACGGAUUCACUCAGGGCGUGGCAGGCAGACCUUGCAAAGGGAGGGACCGCAGCACCAGAGACGCCAACACUAGUUUCCCGGGGCCCCUCGGCAGGCGGCAGAGAGGGCUGCCACCCGCUGUGCCCGUGCAGGGAGUCGCUCUGUGAACGGCAAAGGCCCUGCCUGCUUUCUGUGUCAGGGGCUGUUUGCACAAGGCGUUUCGUGUCGAGCACUCUGCCCCUUCCCGCUGCUGGCACCGGAGCUCCCCACGGGUGUAAAGAACAAGAAGCGUAAGGUUGGGACGCGGAGGGGGUGAGAUAAGCCGGAGGCCUAUGUCAGACCUUUGUCUCCUUUCCAAAGCAUGAAAAACAAAUUUUAUGCUACUCUGGUCAUAAAUAAAAAUUUAAC
Phyllostomus hastatus (greater spear-nosed bat) is the source of this 2532-nucleotide messenger RNA. It is a transcript of the gene SIRAL2, whose product is annotated as family with sequence similarity 118 member A. The record is from RefSeq and is a predicted model, not a curated record. NCBI's taxonomy places the organism in Eukaryota, Metazoa, Chordata, Mammalia, Chiroptera, Phyllostomidae. The transcript is spliced from 9 exons. The coding region runs from base 263 to 1333 and encodes 356 amino acids.